This is a messenger RNA of Exophiala spinifera, 531 nucleotides long. RefSeq lists its product as uncharacterized. NCBI's taxonomy places the organism in Eukaryota, Fungi, Ascomycota, Eurotiomycetes, Chaetothyriales, Herpotrichiellaceae. The record is from RefSeq and is a predicted model, not a curated record. The coding region runs from base 1 to 531 and encodes 176 amino acids. The transcript has a single exon.
AUGUCUUUGGCCAGCCAUGCUUUGGAACCGAGUUCAUCGGCACCACCACUCUCAACUCAUCGGAUUGACAAGUUUCAACUCUCUGCCGCCCCAUGGGGAACUGCAAUCGGCAAGAUAACACUCCAACGCCCUCUAUGGACCGACAUGUGGCCGUUGCCCAAUCAAGCAAAUAUUGUAGAUGGCAAAUCAACAACGGCAGCAUCCAACGACAACAUCAAUCGGCUGUUCGCACAAGCUCCCUCAACAUCCGAUGCUCGGCAACAAAUCAAUUCUGCUCCCGACCCGCUUCGACAAGAUGGUUUCAACUUCCAUGAGCUCAAUCUUUGCAGCGUUGCUGGCCCAAUCAUUGGAAUCUGUCACUCACUCCGUCAUCACCGACAACAACAAUACGCGUGGCUACAAUGCGCAAAUGACAACAACGACAAGGACAGCGACAGCGACGCCAGCACCAUCAACAACAGCAACAUUCUUGAUCACUCUUCAGCAACAUAUCGACAAUGGACUGGCAAAAUACUCGACAUCGCCUGUUAA